GCCGUCAGUACCUCGCGAACCGGGGACAAGCCCACACGCCCCGACCAGCCGCGCAUGCGAAUAUCGAUCGCGCUCGAAAUGGUUCCCGUAUCUAGGUUAUCCGGCUAAAAUUAAAGGUGCGUUCUCGAUUCAAGGUUGCGACGCCGCCGGCGCAACUCCGAAAUAGUCAUUGUGCAUGUUACCUCUUUAGCUUACGGGCGGUAUUCGCAUGGCGGGCAGUUAUGUAACUGUGGAUUGAUUUGGGGUCCGUUCGAUCGAUACCACCGUUGGGAGUGUCUGUGACAACAGUUUAUACCCAGUCGUGCGAAAGAGACGAACGAUCCGUGUAACCAAAACGCCUUAUAUGGAGCGGGACGGGUAUACGACACGUGCUUCGCCACGUAUUAAAACACACAAAAACCGAUUUAGGUAACCGCUUAUUUAGGGUUAGCAAAAAACCUCACUUGUAGACUUAAAGACUUUGGACUUUUCGGUGCUUUUUAAAUAAAAAUGUCCUUCUAGUAUUAUUUGAUAUCGAAUAUCGUUUUACGUGUGUGGACUGACUGUGAUGAAGACUUUGAGAUUGAGAGACGCACAGAGGCCUCGUGUGCUUGUCUGACGAACCGCAAAGGUCGUCACCUGCAUAAUAGGGAGCCAUACGCCUCGGCGGAAAGACGGGUGCGCUACGCACUCGUGAUCUAGAGGGAGGUCGGGCGUGGUGCCGGCGGCGGCCGCAAGCCCGGCACCAUGGCUACCGUGGAAGGGCGGCCGGCGCAGUAUGGCGUCACCCUUCGGCAGCUGCGCGAGCUUAUGGAGACGCGCGGCGCGGAGGGGCUCGCCAAGAUCAACGCGCUCGGCGGGCCGCAGGAGGUGUGCAAGAAGCUUUACACAUCGCCCACAGAUGGUCUUAGCGGUUCGAAAGCCGACAUGCAGCACAGGCGGGAGGUGUUCGGUUCCAACCUGAUCCCUCCCAAGCCGCCGAAGACGUUCCUCACGCUGGUGUGGGAGGCGCUGCAGGACGUCACGCUGAUCAUCCUCGAGGUGGCGGCGGUCGUCUCAUUGGGUCUGAGUUUCUACAAGCCGUCCGAAGACGAGAGUGAUGUUGACAGUAUUGGGCACAUUGAUGAAGAGGAAGGCCAUUACCAGUGGAUCGAGGGUCUAGCCAUCUUAAUAUCUGUUAUAGUUGUCGUCAUAGUUACAGCCUUUAAUGAUUACACGAAAGAACGACAGUUUAGAGGUCUGCAGUCGCGGAUAGAGGGCGAGCACAAGUUCGCGGUGAUCCGCGGCGGCGAGGUGAAGCAGGUCCCCAUCAGCGACAUCGUCGUCGGUGACAUCUGCCAGAUCAAGUACGGCGACCUGCUGCCCGCCGACGGCGUGCUGCUGCAGAGCAACGACCUCAAGAUCGACGAGUCAUCGUUAACGGGCGAAUCGGACCAUGUGAAGAAGGGAGAAUCGUUUGAUCCCAUGGUGCUAUCCGGUACUCACGUUAUGGAAGGCUCAGGCAAGAUGCUAGUAACCGCUGUGGGGGUGAACUCCCAGGCCGGCAUCAUCUUCACCCUGCUCGGGGCGGCCGUGGACAAGCAGGAGAAGGAGAUCAAGCAGAUGAAGAAAGAAGCUAAAAAGCAGCGGAAGGAGACCCAGCGCAAGAGCCUCACAGGUGAAGACGAAGUGGGCGGUAUCAGCGCCGGCGGAGCGAACCACGCGCGCGCGGAGGACAACCACGUGGCGAGCAGCGACAAGCCCGCGCCCGAGGCCUCGCACAAGAAGGAGAAGAGCGUGCUGCAGGCCAAGCUCACCAAGCUGGCCAUACAGAUCGGUUACGCGGGCUCGACGAUCGCCGUGCUGACGGUGAUCAUCCUGAUCAUCCAGUUCUGCGUGCACACGUUCGUGAUAGAGGGCAAGGUGUGGAAGGCGACCUACAUCAACAACCUGGUGAAGCAUCUCAUCAUCGGUGUCACCGUGCUGGUCGUGGCUGUGCCCGAGGGUCUGCCCUUGGCUGUCACCCUGUCGCUUGCCUACUCUGUUAAGAAAAUGAUGAAGGACAACAACCUGGUGCGGCACUUGGACGCGUGCGAGACGAUGGGCAACGCGACCGCCAUCUGCUCCGACAAGACCGGCACGCUCACCACCAACCGCAUGACGGUCGUGCAGUCCUACAUCUGCGAGAAGCUCUGCAAGGUCACGCCCAACUUCCGCGACCUGCCUGCCACAGUCGCCGAAACUAUGGUGGAGGGCAUCAGCGUCAACAGCGCCUUCACCUCGCGCAUCAUGCCGUCCCUGGACCCCGGCGGCCCGUCCAUGCAGGUGGGCAACAAGACGGAGUGCGCGCUGCUGGGGUUCGUGCUGGCGCUGGGGCAGAGCUACGAGGCGGUGCGCGAGCGCCACCCCGAGGAGUCGCUCACGCGCGUCUACACGUUCAACUCCGUGCGCAAGAGCAUGUCCACCGUCGUGCCGCACAACGGCGGCUACCGCCUCUACACCAAGGGCGCCUCCGAGAUCGUGCUCAAGAAAUGCGCGUUCAUCUACGGGCACGAGGGUCGGCUGGAGAAGUUCACGCGCGACAUGCAGGACCGGCUCGUGCGGCAGGUCAUCGAGCCCAUGGCCUGUGACGGGCUCAGGACCAUCUCCGUGGCCUACCGGGACUUCGUGCCCGGCAAGGCUGAGAUCAACCAGGUGCACAUAGACCAAGAGCCUAACUGGGAUGACGAAGACAAUAUUGUUAACAACUUGACUUGCUUAUGUGUUGUGGGUAUUGAAGAUCCUGUCAGACCUGAGGUGCCCGAGGCGAUCCGCAAGUGCCAGAAGGCGGGCAUCACGGUGCGCAUGGUGACGGGCGACAACGUGAACACGGCGCGCUCCAUCGCCGUCAAGUGCGGCAUCCUCAAGCCCAGCGAUGACUUCCUCAUCCUCGAGGGCAAGGAGUUCAACACGCGCAUCCGGGACGCCAACGGGGAGGUCCAGCAGCACCUAAUCGACAAGGUGUGGCCGAAGCUCCGCGUGCUGGCUCGCUCCUCGCCAACCGACAAGUACACGCUCGUCAAGGGAAUGAUCGAGUCCAAAGCGUUCGACACGCGUGAGGUUGUGGCUGUGACUGGGGACGGUACUAACGAUGGACCCGCGCUGAAGAAAGCGGACGUUGGAUUUGCCAUGGGCAUAGCGGGCACGGACGUAGCGAAGGAAGCGUCGGACAUCAUCCUGACGGACGACAACUUCUCGUCCAUCGUGAAGGCGGUGAUGUGGGGCCGCAACGUGUACGACUCCAUCGCCAAGUUCCUGCAGUUCCAGCUCACGGUCAACGUGGUCGCCGUCAUCGUGGCCUUCAUUGGUGCUUGUGCGAUACAGGACAGUCCGCUUAAGGCGGUGCAGAUGCUGUGGGUGAACCUGAUCAUGGACACGCUGGCGUCGCUGGCGCUGGCCACGGAGAUGCCGACGGCCGACCUGCUGCAGCGCAAGCCCUACGGCCGCACCAAGCCGCUCAUCUCGCGCACCAUGAUGAAGAACAUCCUCGGCCAGGCCUUCUACCAGCUCUUCAUCAUCUUCUCGCUGCUCUUUGUCGGUGACCGAAUCCUAAACAUCCCGUCGGGGCGCGGCCAAGAGCUGGGCGCAGAACCCACACAGCACUUCACGAUAAUCUUCAACACGUUCGUGAUGAUGACGCUGUUCAACGAGAUCAACGCGCGCAAGAUCCACGGCCAGCGGAACGUGUUCGAGGGGCUCUUCACCAACCCGAUAUUCUACUCCAUAUGGAUCGGCACCGCGCUGUCGCAGGUGAUAAUAAUCCAGUUCGGCGGCAUGGCGUUCAGCACGGCGGGGCUGUCGGUGGACCAGUGGCUGUGGUGUCUGUUCUUCGGCGCCGGCACGCUGGUGUGGGGGCAGCUCGUCACCACCAUCCCCACGCGCAAGAUACCCAAGAAACUGUCUUGGGGUCGCGGCCAACCGGACCCCGAGUCGAUCCAACCGGGGCCGGACUACGACAGCGACCUGGACAAGAAGCCGCGCGCCGGACAGAUCCUCUGGAUCCGCGGCCUCACGCGCCUGCAGACCCAGGUCAUAGGUGGCGAGUUACAAGAGCGCUUGAUUCCUGUGCCCUACAGCAAGACAUCUACCGAUCAAGCUAUCCGCGUGGUGAACGCGUUCCGGCAGGGGCUGGACUCGCGCGGGUCGCUGGCGGACGCGGCGCUGGCUGAGGCGCUGCGCAAGCAGACGGCGCUCAGCAAGCGCUACUCGCACUCGUCCAGCGUGGAGUACGAGCCGCCGCGCGACGCGCUCGCGCCGCACGACCUGGACGUGGAGCGGCUGUCCAGCCACAGCCACACCGAGACCGCCGUCUAGCCGCCCGCCCCCGCGCCGCCCGCCGAGCCCCCGCGCCCCCGCGCCCCGGCGCCCCCCGCGCCCCCCCGCGCCCCGCGCGCGACUCGUUGUUGACUAGUGUGUUUAAUUCGAUUGUUUUGAAAUAUUUUAUUAUUAUACGCGCGCCGCGACGCGCGCGUCUGUUGAACGAAUAAAAAAUAUUGUAAUAAUUAAUUUUAGAUUUAAGCGCGAGGCCGAGCGAAUGGGCGUGUGUUUUUUGAAAAAAUAAAAUAAAAAUGUUUUCGCGUAGCGUCGUGUCGUCUCGCACGGAAUGAAAUGUUUUAUAUCGCUUUCGUCGCAGACGCGCCGCGGGGCGGCGGGGCGACGGGCGUGGGGCGCGGGGAGCGGGCGGCUCGUCCUUUUGUAUAAAGUCGUUUCAUUUGUAGCCGCAUCGUCGUUUAUAUACGGAUGCCGAGUGAUAUAGCGCCGCCGCGCCCCCGCCGGCGCCCCUGCGCCCCGCGCCCCGCGCCCUAGCCCUGCGCCCCCGCCCCGCGCCCGCACGCGCCGAGCGCUCGCUGUACGGGGGACUCGCCUCGAGUUAUGACUUCGUAUUCGUAUUGUAAACUUUACAAAUAUAACACUAAUUACUCUCUAGGAAAAUCUAAAAAGAUUCGCAAAGCGUAAUCCCUUGUGCGUGCAAAGUGUGGACUUCUGUUUCGCGUUUCGCGCGCAUCGUCCCUUCCCGAGGUCGGCUCGAACGGACGGAACGGUUAGUUCUUAGCGUCGAAUAGAUUAUUGUUAUGAUACAAUUUGAAUAGUGUAUAUAUAAAAAGGGAUAAAUGGUAAUGGAAAGUUAGUGCGUAAUUUAGUAUCUUAAUGAUUAUAGCGUAUGUAAAAAUUAAAUUGUACCUUUUUACAUCGAUUGGAAUUGUUAACUGUAUGCAAUAUUAUUAUUACGCUAAUCGCAAUAAUCGCAGUCGAUCGCGAGACUUUUCGGACCGAGGGCAUUGAACUCGUGCGCCCGACGGUUCGACGGGGUCUCAUGUCCUACGCGAAAGGAACUAUUUGAAUAUCUUCCACCUGUCGGUUCAUAUGUUAUACAUUAUUGUUAAGUCGGUUUUCAAAACUCGGCACACACUACGACGGCUCUGCAAUACACUAACUGACGGCCGUAGUGUGUGUGAUCUUUUAUUGACUAAUAGGUCCGAAUAGGAUCGCGUUUUUUACUCACUAAGAAGGUAAAUCGAAUACACUCCUUAUAAAAUACGUCCCUCGUAUAGCCAGUCGCACGGUACGAUUAACACUAAAUUAUUGAAGUAUUAGUUAAGGUGUUUGUUAUAAAUUUCAAUAACUUUUCUUUUUUGUUUUGACGACCUUUUCCCCUAAAUCUAAGUAUACAUUUAAGUCAUAUCUCGAACGUAGACGCAUCCCGGGUGCGCGCCCAGGCGCCCGCGCCCCUGCGCGCGCACCGACGUAGUCCACUUUAAACAUCUUCAAAAUGUUUAAAUAGAUAAAAUUGUAUAGCUGAAGGUAUUUAUUUGUAAUGCUAGUCUCUUAUGAAAACAUACUAACUAUUCAAUUAUUAUAACGUACUUAUUGAUUAUUGAUAAAUACUUCAAGUUUAUUAAACAAAGUAUAGUCUACGAUGUAACGAAUUGAUUUUGGAAUUUUUUCUCUAUGAGCAAUAGCUAGCCGCGCGGCCCGCGUGUCCCAGCCGUGGGGCUCCGGGCCCCACACGCAAGGGCGCGGGGCCCCGGGGCCAGGGCCGCGCCCGCGCUGAUAGGCGUCGUAGGAUCGCAGUGGCAUUUUCAACUUAUAAAGUAAGGAGAGUUAGUGAGAGUCGAACAGCUCGCUGCCCACUUGUUUUAGUAAUAAAUAAUAUAAAUAAAGUGAAACGAUGUAGCGAAUCGGCAAGUUCAAUUUUGUAUAGAACGUUUCAUAGUAGCGGUAUUGAGAGUUGUUACGUUUUACCGGUGAGGCUGGAGCGCGUCGCCGGCGCGGCCGGGCCCGCUCGAGACACGCGACCAUUUAACUAUUGACGAUCUUGUAAGUAAUCGAGUAUUAGCUUCGGUAAAAGCCUUUUUAAGAGAAGUUAGUUAAAAUGAAUCUAUUGAAAGUUCAUAUGUUUAAAUGGUAAUAUUAGUACGGUUACAGCGCAUAUAGGCCAUGGUAUCGUUUCGUGUAUUAUAUUGCUGUUUCGUUGAUAUUCGUUACGUACCACGUGGUUUCCGAUGAAAGACAUAUGUUAGGGAGUACUGUAAGUAGGCGGUCGCCGCCACCUACCUAACAACCAAUUGUUUUGACAUGACAAUCUGCCACUAAUCAUUUUAGAUAAUAAGUACCAUUGUUGUAUUUUUCGUCUCACAAUAAAUGAAAAUCUAUUUUAUUGUUUUUAA
This is a messenger RNA of Colias croceus (clouded yellow), 6665 nucleotides long. It is a transcript of the gene PMCA, whose product is annotated as plasma membrane calcium-transporting ATPase 3. Gene Ontology annotation, biological process: calcium ion transmembrane transport; regulation of cytosolic calcium ion concentration. The record is from RefSeq and is a predicted model, not a curated record. Gene Ontology annotation, molecular function: ATP binding; ATP hydrolysis activity; P-type calcium transporter activity. Lineage: Eukaryota; Metazoa; Arthropoda; Insecta; Lepidoptera; Pieridae. The transcript has 26 exons. Bases 727 to 4311 code for a protein of 1194 amino acids. Gene Ontology annotation, cellular component: membrane; intracellular membrane-bounded organelle.